AACUGUCUGACGUGCCUUUUAAUCAGUCACAUAUCAGCCUCGGAGUCCCCCGGACCUCUGCCCCCGGCCAUUGUUCCACGUACCCACAGCUGAUGGUCCCAGACUGCCUGUCUGCCCCACGUAUGAAUUCCAGAAGAAGACCUCUGAACGCAGGACGACAUCUGCUAGAGCUUCUGUAGACCACCUCCAGCAGACACCUCACCAGCCUGGCCCCUGGGGUCUGCUGCCCACCGCUUCCCAAGAAGAACCUGGAAGACAAUCAAAAUACCCUCUGCAAGGAGACAUCGGGGUCAGUCUCCCACUACGAGGACGGGACGGGAACGACCCUCAAGAGACCCUGAACUCAACUCAAAAACAAAUUUGGAGACCCUGGCAGCGGUGGGGUCCCGGGAAGCGGGUAUUUGUCACUGGAUACUGGGAACACCUGGAUAGUGCAAGCCCUUGACUUGGGGCCCCUGUGGCCCUUGGGUUGUAGGAGUAUUCCUUCCAUUUGUGUCCUUGGUAAUGGCCAAGUGGUUUAAGGAUCUCCCUCAGUCACUGAAGAAUGUCUCGGACAGGGCCAAACCUGGUAUUCCAGGAGCCAGGACCCUCCCUAAAGUUGGGGCGUCGCGAAAGAAUUCCGGCACGGAUUCGGCCGGAUCCCAAAGUUCCUCUGUGAAAAACCGUAAAAACUCUUCAUCCGAUGGACAGGGCAAGGGGGCGAAGGAGGGCAGCCGGCUGUCUAGGGAGGGAAUUCAGAGUUUUUUACAGGGCAGGAGCCGAAAAAACUCAAGGGACGAGGUGGGAAUCCUCCGGGCCCCUAAGGGACACAGUACGUACAUCAACCGCCUCAUCAAGGUGGACCCUAGCCUCCAGGAGAAGAAUGGAAGUAAUUUCCAAGAUGCAGAGGAACCCGGGCAAGACCAAGAGAAAGGCAUCAAGGAGGAGACGAUCAUUAUUUUAGAGGAUUACGCCGAUCCCUACGACGCAAAGCGUACGAAAGGUCAGCGCGAUGCCGAGAGGGUUGGUGAAAAUGACGGGUACAUGGAACCAUACGACGCCCAGCAGAUGAUAACCGAGAUCCGGCGGCAGGGAUCCCGGGAUCAGCUGAUCACUGAGCUCCUCCUGAUGGAGCUUGGCUCCCAGAACGAGGUGAAGCCGGAGGUGAAGGGGCAGGGCUCGCAGGAGCUGCUGGCGAAACCCCCCCAGCUGUACGACACGCCGUAUGAGCCCCCCGAAUCCGAGCUCAGUGCCGCGGAGGAGCAGAAGCAGCGGCCUGCGGACGGGACGCGGCCAGAGAAUGACGAGCGCCCAGCGGAGGAGUAUGAGCAACCGUGGGAGUGGAAGAAGGAGCAUAUUGUAAGAGCGCUCUCCGUCCAGUUUGAAGCAGAGCGGAGCCCCGUGAAGGAAGAGUCCGGGCGGCUGCACCAGCGCCAGAAGAGCUGGACCGCCAAAGUUCUGAAGCAAUCUCAGCCAGAUCCGAGCGAGAAGGUGGAUCCGACGCUGCCCCUGGAGAAGCAGAGCUGGUAUCACGGCGCAGUAACGCGGGCAGAGGCAGAGAGUCGGCUGCAGUCGUGCCGCGAGGCGAGCUACCUCCUGCGCAACAGCGAAUCCGGGAACAGCAAAUAUUCCAUUGCCCUGAAGACCAGCCAAGGAUGCGUCCAUAUCAUUGUGGCCCAAACCAAAGACAACAAGUUCACCCUGAACCAGACGAGCGGCGUCUUCUGCAGCAUCCCCGAGGUGAUCCACUACUACUCCAGCCAGAAGCUGCCCUUCAAGGGGGCCGAGCACAUGAGCCUGCUGUACCCAGUGCCCAGAGCCCAGUGAGCCGCCGCUCUCCUCCUGCCAUCUGCACGCCCCCCUCCAGCACAAUACGCUUUGUUGUAUAUCUCCCCCCACAAGAGACGAGAAGUACGUUCCAGAAGGACCAGAGGAGGUGACCGCCGGUGAGAAAUGGAAAGAAUAGGACGUGCCUUACUGACUGAGACAUUGAAACGAGGGCUGCAUGAAUCCUAAGAAAGUGCAGAAAACUGAAAAGAAACUCAAGUCUUAUUGUAGUUCACAAGAGCCACCAGCAGAUGGCGCUGCUCUUCACAGAGUCCGCAGUCACCAGCAGAUGGCGCUGCUCUUCACAGAGUCCGCAGUCACCAGCAGAUGGCG
Messenger RNA from Bufo bufo (common toad), 2139 nucleotides. It is a transcript of the gene SHE, whose product is annotated as Src homology 2 domain containing E. NCBI's taxonomy places the organism in Eukaryota, Metazoa, Chordata, Amphibia, Anura, Bufonidae. The transcript is spliced from 6 exons. The record is from RefSeq and is a predicted model, not a curated record. Bases 505 to 1806 code for a protein of 433 amino acids. Gene Ontology annotation, molecular function: phosphotyrosine residue binding.